UAGAAGUAGGACCUCGCGACGGUCUCUAAAAUGAGCCGAAAAUCCUCUAAACAUCUGAAAAAAUACGGCUAAUCAAUUCUUUAUCAUAAACAGGUCUAAAAGUAGUUGAAUGUACAAGUUUUGUAUCACCUAAAUGGGUUCCUUAAAUGAGUGAUAAUAUAGAAGUAUAUAAAGGAAUAAAUAAAAUUUCGAAAUUGUCUUAUCCAUGUUUAGUUCCUAAUAUAAAAGGAUUAGAUUAAGCUAUAGAAGUUGGAGUUAAAGAAAUUGCUAUAUUUGGAGCUGCCUCUGAAACAUUUACUAAAAAAAUAUAAAUUGUACAAUUUAAGAGAGUAUUUAAAGAUUUAAAGAAGUUACAGAAAAGGCUAAAUUAAAUAAUAUAAAAUUUAGAGGAUAUGUUUCGACUGUAUUAGGUUGUCCAUAUUAAGGAGAUGUGAAUCCUUAAAUAGUAGCCGAAGUAAGUAAAAGUCUAUAUGACUUAGGAUGUUAUGAAAUAAGUCUAGGUGAUACUAUAGGUAUAGGUACACCUGAAAAAACUUAAAAAAUGCUCCAAGAGGUUAAAAAAGUUAUCCCAGUAAAUCAAUUAGCAGCCCAUUUUCAUGAUACAUAUGAUAAAGCUAUUGAAAAUAUAUUUAUAGCCUUAGAAAACAAUAUUUCAGUUAUAGACACUAGUAUUGCAGGGUUAGGAGGGUGUCCUUAUGCUAAAACGUAAGCAGGAAAUGUUUGUACUGAAAAUGUAGUUUAUUGCUUAAAUGAAUUAGGUGUUUAAACUGGAGUUGAUUUAGAUAAAAUUAUUAAAAUUGGAUAAGAUAUUACUUAAUUAUUGGGGAGAGAAAAUAUGUGCUUUUUAUGAUUUUUUGUUUGUU
This is a messenger RNA of Ichthyophthirius multifiliis, 863 nucleotides long. RefSeq lists its product as hypothetical. Gene Ontology annotation, molecular function: hydroxymethylglutaryl-CoA lyase activity. The record is from RefSeq and is a predicted model, not a curated record. Lineage: Eukaryota; Ciliophora; Oligohymenophorea; Hymenostomatida. Gene Ontology annotation, biological process: L-leucine catabolic process; ketone body biosynthetic process. The annotation marks the transcript as partial. The transcript is spliced from 3 exons.